This is a messenger RNA of Mus pahari (shrew mouse), 1579 nucleotides long. It is a transcript of the gene Cd4, whose product is annotated as CD4 molecule. Lineage: Eukaryota; Metazoa; Chordata; Mammalia; Rodentia; Muridae. Gene Ontology annotation, molecular function: coreceptor activity; protein tyrosine kinase binding; MHC class II protein binding. The record is from RefSeq and is a predicted model, not a curated record. Bases 150 to 1529 code for a protein of 459 amino acids. Gene Ontology annotation, cellular component: membrane raft; external side of plasma membrane. Gene Ontology annotation, biological process: cell adhesion; interleukin-15-mediated signaling pathway; immune response. The transcript is spliced from 10 exons.
UCUGUGAAGAGAUAGCAAGACUCUCUUCUUCACUAGGUUCUUGUUUGCAAAGUCUCGAGCCCUCAUAUCCAUACACCUGUGCAAGAAGCAGUGUGAAGAAGGAAGGACUGGCCAGAGGCUCAGAUUCCCAUCGACUCAACGAGACUGCCAUGUGCCGAGACAUCUCUCUUAGGCACUUGCUGCUGUUGCUGCUGCAGCUGUCACAACUCCUAGCUGUCACUCAAGGGAAGACCGUGGUGCUGGGGAAAGAAGGGGCAUCAGCUGAACUGCCCUGUGAGAGCUCCCAGAAGAAGAUUACAGUCUUCAACUGGAAGCUCUCUGACCAGAGAAAGAUUCUGGGACGUCAGAACAAUGGUGUAUUGAUUAAAGGAGGUUCACUUCUGGGGUUUGAACGUUUUGAUUCCAAAAAAAGCGCAUGGGAGAAAGGAUCGUUUCCUCUCAUCAUCAAUAAACUUAAGAUGGAAGACUCUCAGACUUAUAUCUGCGAGGUGGAGAACAGGAAAGAGGAGGUGGAGUUGCGGGUGUACAAAGUGACCUUCAGUCCGGGUACCACCCUGUUGCAAGGGCAGAGCCUGACCCUGACCUUGGAUAUCAACUCUAAGGUCUCUAACCCCUUGAUAGAGUGCAAACACAAAACGGGUAAAAUUGUCAAGGGUUCCCAAGUUCUCUCCAUAUCCAACCUAAGGGUUCAGGACAGCGACUUCUGGAACUGCACCGUGACCCUGGACCAGAAAAAGAACUGGUUUGGCAUGACGCUCUCAGUGCUGGGUUUUCAGAGCACAUCUAUCACGGCCUAUAAGAGUGAGGGGGAGUCAGCGGAGUUCUCCUUCCCACUCAACUUUGCAGAGGAAAGCGUGAAGAGAGGAGAGCUGGUGUGGAAGGAAGAGAAGGCAUUUUUCUUCCGGUCCUGGAUCUCCUUCUCCAUAAAGAACAGAGCCGUGUCUGUAGAAAUGUCCACCAAGGACCUCAAGCUCCAGCUGGAGAAAACGCUCCCACUUACACUCAAGAUACCCCAGGUCUCGCUUCAGUUUGCUGGCUCUGGCAACCUGUCUCUGACUCUGGACAAAGGGACACUGCAUCAGGAAGUGAACCUGGUGGUGAUGAAAGUGGCUCAGAUCAACAACAGUCUGACCUGUGAGGUGAUGGGACCUACCUCUCCCAAGAUGAGACUGACCCUGAAGCAGGAGAACCAGGAGGCCAGGGUCUCUGAGAAGCAGAAAAUGGUUCAAGUGAAGGCCCCUGAGACAGGAAUGUGGCAAUGUCUACUGAGUGAAGGUGAAAAGGUCCAGCUGGACUCCAGGAUCCAGGUUUUAUCCAGAAGGGUGAUGAACCAGACAGUGCUCCUGGCUGGCGUGCUGGGGGGCGCCUUGGGCUUUCUGGCUUUCCUUGGGCUCUGCAUCCCCUGCUGUGUCAAGUGCCGGAAACAACAGCGCCAGGCAGCACGGAUGUCUCAGAUCAAGAGGCUCCUCAGUGAGAAGAAGACCUGCCAGUGCCCCCACCGGAUGCAGAAGACCCAUAAUCUCAUCUGAGGCCUGGGCCCCACCUGCAGCCCACCACCUGCGUCCUGUCUCAUGGCCUG